AUGGCUACGUCCGACGCCGCAACUCACGACCCUCUCCUUUCCCUCCGCCGCGCAAUUGCGGCCGGUAGCCUCCCAACACCGACGACCUCUCCCGAGCUUUCUGCUGAAACGGCCACCGAGGACCUGGCUAAUGCCUCCUAUCUCUAUUUCACACAGCCGACUCUUCAGACAAUUCCAUUGGCUACCCCGACGCGAUUCAUUUCUGCGAACUCGGGCUCCCCGGUCGACCUGCGAAGUAUCCUUUUCGCGUGGCAGAACAAAGAUGUCGCUAUUCCUGAGUACUUCGCCUCGGCGAAUCAGUUCAACGAGACCCUGAAACAGAAGGCCUCACAGGAAGAUGGAAAGGAAGAAAGUGUACAGAUUCUUGUCUUCGUUGAACGUCUCGAUCUCAUCACUUGGCUGGAAGGCGCUUCUGAUGAGAGUGAACACAUCAAGCCUCUCGAGGGUGCUGCAGCUGCUGCAGAAGCUGCCGCCAAAGCUGCCGGUGCUGCACAGGCUGAGGCUGCCGCCGGGAUCGCCGCCGGCACGGCUGGUGGUGCGACCGCUCCAAGCGGUGUUGCAGGAGCAGCAUCAGCUGGAGCUCAAGCUGGUCGCCCACAGAAGCUGAUCGGGCCUCGGCUGCAGGAGAUAUAUAACGGGGAACGCAAGACAGGUGAUCGGAACACAGUGCUGCGCGGAAUUAAGCCAACAGACUUCUCGCACGUUCGUAAGAGCGCCGAAGUGUUCCUCAACCGCAACCGCCCCGGCCACCCAGCUAAGCCCGGCAGUAAGCCUCAGGUUCCCGCGCCUUCAGCAGGACUCCCGGUUUCGUCAUCGCGCAAGUCCACAUCACACUCGCGCCCAGACCCUAUCAUCCUGAUCUCACCCUCCGCUUCCUCCCUCAUCCGCAUGUCGAACGUCAAGUCCUUCCUGGAAGACGGUGUCUUCGUGCCUCCGGACCACCCAACCCUCUCCAGCGCAACCAAUGCAAACCUGGUCAAGCUGGAGCGCCCACUCCGCGGAGACCCUUCCAAUCCCAAUUCUGGCGCAGUCGGUUCCCGAGGUGGCUCCAAACCCACCAGACCGACAAAGUUUAUUGUUGUCGACGGUACCGCCAACUUCAAGCCCGAGUACUGGGACCGCCUUGUGGCCGUCUUCACUACCGGCCAGACCUGGCAAUUUAAGUCCUACAAGUGGUCUUCCCCACCCGAGCUGUUCAAGCACGCCACCGGUGUCUACGUUGGAUGGCGAGGCGAGGAUGUCCCAAGUCAAGUCAAGGGCUGGGGCCGCGGUGUGCAGAACUUCGCCGUUGAGCGUUGGGACGAGAAGAAUGGUCCGCAGGGUGGUGGUCGCUGGCGUGAUCGUGAGAUCGUCGAGGGUAUCUGGACUGCUAUUGAGGAGGGCAUGAGACUUCGUGGCUGGUCCAAAUAG
Messenger RNA from Penicillium nucicola, 1410 nucleotides. RefSeq names its product RNA polymerase II accessory factor CDC73 family protein. Gene Ontology annotation, cellular component: Cdc73/Paf1 complex. The coding region runs from base 1 to 1410 and encodes 469 amino acids. NCBI's taxonomy places the organism in Eukaryota, Fungi, Ascomycota, Eurotiomycetes, Eurotiales, Aspergillaceae. The transcript is spliced from 2 exons. Gene Ontology annotation, molecular function: RNA polymerase II complex binding. The record is from RefSeq and is a predicted model, not a curated record. Gene Ontology annotation, biological process: transcription elongation by RNA polymerase II; positive regulation of transcription elongation by RNA polymerase II.